AUGCAAAUAGUUGAUAUGCUCCAAGCUGAAAUCCAUGCAGCUUUUUCUAGAAUAACUGCAUCGAUUUCUACUUUUCGAACUGUAGCUGGGAAAGUAUCUGCUACCACCCCCACUCAAGAAUUGCUACGCAACAAACGUCAACUAAUCAUCCUGCUUGAAGAAGUCGACCACAACGUCAAAAAGAUCGAUAUCAAUCGCAACACUCUGAUUGAUUUGAAGUUCAAUGACUGGUCCAUGAAACUUGUUGACCAGUACGAUCUUGCUCAAAGGCGUUUAUUCAAAAUGAAGGACAUCAUCAGACAAUUGGAUGACAACAUCGAGAUUAGUGAUGACAAGCAUGAUUCUUCAGACACAAUUACCAUCAAAGAAGAAUGCAAUAUUAAGACCGAAUGUCCCGACGAUAGUUGUCCGAGGGGCCCUCAACCUAAUGAAGUAACUUCACAAACCAACUCGAACAACGUGUCUUCUAGUAGCCUAGUCGGAACAAAAGCUCUUAAUGAAGAAUCAGCUGAACAAGAGAACAAAAAAAAUAGUGGAGUGGCGAUAUCGCUUCCAAAAACUGCAGAUAAAACUAAGAAUAAGGCAGUCAAAAACUCCCCAGAAAAACGCAGAAGACAUAAAAUAAGUGACUCCCAGAAUAAAUCAGAAGAGGUUAAAGCAUCUUCCCGUUCGUCAGAAAAGCACAGUCGUUCGCACAGAACUUCAAGCUCGCCUCUCAAGAAAAGGAACAAAGUUGUUGAGCUGAAAAAAGAAAAACCGCUAGUGAUUCCAACAGAGCGUCUGCCCCUUGCUCAAGCUAUUUCGCCACUCGAAGAGAAUCCCCCUCGCCUUUUCGAUCCUCGAAGUAAAUCGUACCAGAGAUGGAAGCAGGCAGAAAAUAACGUUAAUAAUCAAAUGAAAAACGUCAGCUUCAAAAGCUACUCGAUUCCUGAUGAUCUGGGUCGUUUCAAAACUGAUUUUCACAAACGAUCCGACGAAUCAGCGAGUGACAUGUCAAAGCACGCCCCACCUACCGUAACUGCGAUAGUUGAGAACAGUGGAGCCAGUUUUGCAGCUGUUGCAAAAAAAGAGAAGGCAGCCGUCUCGAGCGGAGAUAAAUUAGUCUAUAACUUAUCAAAUCCGACAAAUCCUUCUAUUCCAAUCAAUCCAGCAGAUACCAGCUCUAACAUAAUUCAAUCUAAGACCACUGCUGGAAUUAAAUCAUCUUUUUACCGUCAACUAAACAAUGAAUGUUCUACAUCUCAACAACAACAGACGGACUCAGUGGAAAAUGUGGAAACUAGCUUACCCAAGGACGAUGAUUCAGAUAUUGAGUCAUCUUUGAUGGAAAAGUUCUACGUUCACUCGAAAGCUCAAAUCUAUAGUUUCCAGUUGAAAAUUAUAGAUAUUCAAUGCAGGCUACACACUGAAUCAAAAAAAAAUGAGAACUUGGAUAUUCUGAAAAAGGAAGGCUUGACUCUUGUGAAGUUCUAUUCAUGGGCAGGCAACGAAAUCAUGAAAGUGUGCGAGUUCUGUGCCGAAAGAAAAGAUUCUUACGAAGUACUCGCCGCGAAGAUGGAAUCAAAGAAUCUGAGGUUCUUGAAAGUUUUGAUACAACUGAUCGACGAGCUCACCGAAUUAUCGGAAACCUCCUGCAUCGUCUAUAAGACUGUCACGAAGAGUAUUGACGAAAAGAUCGAAGUUCUUGUUCCUUAUGAGAAAUACAUCUUAUUUGAGAGAUUGGCAGUGAUGCAAGGAGCAGAAGAUUUUAUUCGUAGUGAAAUUGUGGCUGAAGGUCACGAAAGAUUCAAAAUGUCAGCGAAGGAGUACGACGAAAUACAAAAUAAUGAAAAUACCAUUCUCCCAUCAAUGUCCGAGUACAUUAGAAGAAUUGCUUUAGACAGCGCAUUCAAUUCUAAUACCAGCAAUAUAAUGGAAACCGGACAAGUAUUUCCUGCGCUCUAUCUCGAAAGUUACCGUAUACUUUCUGAAUACGAGAAGAACACUACGGAGACCACGUUCGAGGAAGGCCUUAAUGAUUUCAAGAGGAGAUUCAGCUCUUGGGCAUAUGCCCAACGAGCUAAGUUUGCCGAUAAACCAGCUAAAGAUUGGGAUGCUAUUUUGAGAGAAAAUUCCAAAGAUUUACUGAAGUAUUUUCGUGGAAAUCCCAAUACAACGAGCAUUUCUUUGAAGAAACACCUUGAAAUGGAACCGAAGAACAUCAGCUGCGCCGAGAAAAUUGCACAUGCAUUAAAAAAGGAUUUCGAUACUGGGAAGAUUUCUAAUCAGCAAGGAAGCAAUUUAUCUGAGAACGAUUCUAUUGGAGCUGCAGAAAGCGAGAAUAGACUUAAUGACUAUGAAAUCGAAGUAGCCCAUGAAGUUGAAGUUGAAGACUUUUCUUCGAUUCGCGACUGUAAUAAUGAAGAGUCAGAUGCAGAAGCUACUCUUGUUGAUCAAGAAGAAACUUCACCAUCUUACACCACAGAUGAUUUGGACAGCGAUGAUGUGCCUCAGCCUCGUGUUCUUCCUUUCCGAAAUGCCAGAGUCAUAACCAACAAAACACCUCUUUUCUCUGCCAACUCUCUACUGACCGAAGAUGAUAUUGAUUGUGGAACAGCAGCCUCACCGAUCCCAAAAAGAAUUGACCCGCCUACUGACUUAGGAUUGAAACCACGAAAAAUCACCAAGCUUUCAGAGUUUAAUACUUGGUUACAAACUAGACCAGCAGCAGCAAGCAAUAUUCUAACGAUACCAACUAUUGGAAUGGCGACCGAUAACCAGAAAACUAUCCAGAAGCAAUAG
This is a messenger RNA of Auanema sp. JU1783, 2781 nucleotides long. The record is from the annotation of a GenBank genome assembly. NCBI's taxonomy places the organism in Eukaryota, Metazoa, Nematoda, Chromadorea, Rhabditida, Rhabditidae.